CUAUGCUAUCAAUCCAAUGGAUAAUAAUAAAAGAUUAAUUGUUAUCAUUGCGAUGAUUGAAUGAAUUCGCGAUACAAUCAGCAAUUAAAAUCAAACCUACGAGCUCUAAGCCAUCAGCAAUCACUUUUGAAUCUAUAAAAGCUCACACAUUUUAAUAUUUGUCAAAAUAGAAAUGAAUCAUCAUCAUCGUUUAGAACAAUUCAGAACUGUGGUAGUUCUGAUUAUAUUCAUCAGAUUUGUCUUCUCUGCGAGAACAAAGGAAUUCGUCGUUGAUCGAUUCAGUCCCUGUCUCAACUCCAGCAACGAUAAGUACACGGUUCGGUUUCCAGAUCAGGUGAAGUAUACGAUAUCGAAAAAUGUGGUGCAGCUUCAUGGCAACUUUAACGUCACGGAAACAAUUCAGGAGCCGCUCGAGAUGGCAUUGAUUACCAACCGCUGCUCGAUGGAUAUGAAAAGUUGUGAACAGUUCAACAAGAUGACGGUUUCCCGGCUUUGCUCGGUCCUGAGCAAUGAAAAGAACAUGUGGACAUCGUUCUACAAAAGUGUCGAUCCGGACCUUCGGUGCCCAUUUCAGCCGGGCAUUUACAAGUUCAUCAAUUCUUCCAGUGAUUUAUCCUUUUUCAGAAAUUUUCCCCUGGAAGGUUUCCGCUGGCAGGUGUACAUGAAGUUCUAUACCACCAAGAAUAAAGCGAAACGGGAAAUUUUCUGUCUAACCAUACAGGGUAGCAAGAAAUAA
Uranotaenia lowii is the source of this 736-nucleotide messenger RNA. RefSeq lists its product as uncharacterized. The record is from RefSeq and is a predicted model, not a curated record. Lineage: Eukaryota; Metazoa; Arthropoda; Insecta; Diptera; Culicidae. Bases 173 to 736 code for a protein of 187 amino acids. The transcript is spliced from 3 exons.